CAGAAUUGUUGACAUUUAAGAAAACGGUAUUGUUCGGCUCUUAUUCGUAAAGAUAAACUCUGAACAAAUCGUGUAUCAGGAUAAAAAUUAUAACGUUUUUGUCACUGUAGUCUCGGGUGCAUUGCAUUUGUGUGGUGUUAAAGUUGACUAAAAGUGAUUGUGAAUAAGCUUUAAUAAUUUUUUCGCCAACGUAAUGUGUGCAUAGGGUUUAAAUAAAACAAAGUCAAAAUUGCAAACAAAAGCAUCCGAAAAUGUAUAAUAACCAAGAAAAAGUGAAUAUAAUGUAAGUGUCGGAUUAUUUUUGAAAUAAAUCAAUGCCUGAUAAAGUUUGUUCUAUUUCUAGCAGCCCCACAGGCAACAACAACUAUGGCGCGCUUAAUCGAUCUUCAAGUGUUGCAUCCCCGAGAAGAGUUAUUUACUGUGUCCAUGGUAAACCUAGCGAUGGAUGUUGUAAAGUGUUGGAAGGCGAAGUUAUUGAUUUGGAACCUCAAUCAGAUGAAAUAAUUACUAUUGCCAAAGAAAAUACAAAUACUACUGAUUUAGUUAACAAGCAUUGCCAUUUAUCAGAUACCCCAGAAGUGGAUAAAAGGGCCAGAAAAAAACUUAUCAUAGCCAGUGUGUUGUGUGUAAUAUUUAUGAUAGCAGAAAUAAUCGGUGGUUACAUCUCGAACAGUUUAGCGAUAGCUUCAGACGCAGCUCACCUCCUUACAGACUUUGCAAGUUUUAUGAUUUCCUUAUUUUCACUGUAUAUGGCAAACAGACCGAAAACAAAGAAAAUGUCAUUCGGAUGGUACCGCGCCGAAGUAAUUGGUGCCUUAACUUCGGUGCUUAUGAUAUGGGUCGUGACAGGAAUAUUAGUUUAUAUGGCUAUUCAAAGAAUUAUUUAUGAAAGUUAUGAAAUUGAUGCAUUUGUAAUGUUGAUUACUUCUGCUAUUGGAGUUGUAGUUAAUAUCAUCAUGGGUGCUUCACUUCACCAGCAUGGCCAUAGUCAUGGCGGAAGCAGUCAUUCGCAUGAUCAUCAUAAAGAAAAUAUCAAUGUCAGAGCAGCAUUUAUUCAUGUAAUUGGUGACUUUUUGCAAAGUGCAGGAGUUCUAGUAGCAGCAAUUGUGAUUUAUUACAAGCCAAACUUGGUAAUUGUGGAUCCAAUAAUGACAUUUGUAUUUUCAAUAUUUGUGCUAUUUACGACCUUCGCCAUAAUUAAAGAUGCAUUAUUGGUUUUGAUGGAAGCUUUACCGAAAGGAAUAGAUUUUGAAUCAGUUAUGAAUAUUUUGAUAAACAUCGAAGGCGUCGAAAGGGUCCAUAACUUGAGAAUUUGGGCUUUGAGUCUUGAUAAAAUUGCUAUGUCGGCUCACGUAGCAAUAAGAGCAGGUACUAAUCCACAAAACGUACUGAUGGUAGCUACCAAAAAUAUACACGAUAAAUUCAAUUUCUUCGAAAUGACUUUGCAAAUCGAAGAAUUCGAAGAAAAAAUGGCUGACUGCAAGCAGUGCCAAAAUCCGUAGGUUAAGUUUUAUACCUAUUCAAUUAUUUAUUUUUGAUGAAAUUAAAUUGUUUAUAAUACCUACAUAUUUGUUUCAAAUUUUCACCAUUCGAAGAAUAAGAGAACAAUAAUGGACGA
This is a messenger RNA of Ceutorhynchus assimilis (cabbage seed weevil), 1618 nucleotides long. NCBI's taxonomy places the organism in Eukaryota, Metazoa, Arthropoda, Insecta, Coleoptera, Curculionidae. The record is from the annotation of a GenBank genome assembly.